UUCAACACCCUUGUUUCUUCGGAAAUGUGGCCUCUUCUGGGAAUUUUUGCUGUCAUUGCCUUUUGCCUUAUCUGAUGGAAAGGCUGUCAUUUAGAACGCGUUGCAGCAGCAUUCGAGCAAUCAAGACGGCAAAUGCAACGCGGAAGGCGAAACCUGGGUUGAUUUCCCCUAUAUUAGCGAGUCGUCUGGAAAGCUAUCCGACGAAGUAGCUGUAACCGCCGGCGAAAAUUCUCCUGAUUCGAGCUCGCAGUUUCAAAGGAUCGGUUACGUCUGCGACAAAGUUAUCAUAGAGAGCUUGAGAAAAGAGCUUAGCGCCGCGCGUCUGCUGCGAAUCGAGUUGGAGCGAAGAGUGAAGAACUCAGAAAAAAACUGCGGAACUUCUCAGGCAACUUGCAGCGUUUUGGAAAAACAGUUAUCUGAAUUGUCGGAAGAAUUGAGGAAACAAAAAAACAGUUUUGACAGUCUGAAAAAGAAGUACAGCGAACGAGAGGGUAACAUAAAACAACUUGGAAACGACCUCGUCCGGAUGUCUGAAGAAGUGAGUCGGUGUGAAAAGAAGAACCUACAGCAAAAGGCAGCGUACGACAAAUGUCUGGACGACAUCGCGCAGCACGUCGCCAAAGCAUUGGUCGAUCAGGAUCAUUUGAAAAAAGAAUGCGAUCGCUUGAAUAGUCGCGUGAUUCAACUCGAAUGGGAGAACCGAUUGUUGCGCGCUCAGAUGCAGUUUUCGUUGCAAAGUUCUGAAGAAGUGUCGCGCAUAAGCGAGCGCAAUGCUGGUUGUUCGGUCAAUUCUCGCUUAUUCAGUUCGGCCGUUUUUUGUAACUCUUCUCAAAUCGAGCCGUCGAAAGAUCUGGCACUGUGCUCACCACAGAGCAACGCUGGCGAAGGGCUAUUUAGCCGACCGGUUUCGUUUUGCCUUGACAAGUACACGGAUUUCAACGCAGUGGCGAAAGUAAUCAAUAGCGCUUGCGGUGAUGGCGGGCUCAACGCUGAGUCGAUGAAAACGCUUGACGAUUCUAAUGAUGAUAGUUUGCCGGGGGAGACGCUUCCCAAUGAAAAUGACUAUUGCACGGACGAAAUCAAAAACUUCUCCAGAAUCUCAGAAGAAUGCACUGUUAGCCACGCAGGUCACAGCUCAGUGACGGCUUUGAGCGAAGCAGUUAGCGGUUGUUUUGUUAACAGUCGAGGAUCGUCUCCUUUUAAAAGCACCGACUUGGCGCUGAAAGUCCAGUGCCCGACCAGCGGCAAGAACGCUGGUAACGACGAUGGAGUCGAGGUUCUUACGGCUACGGCUGGGUUCUCUUUCAGCAGCUGUUCUGAUAUCGCCGAUAUGAAGAAGAGUGUGAACGUUAUUAAGGAUAAGGACAGCGUAGCAAUGACUGAUUCUGCUGUUUCCAUGAAACCAUGCGUUAAUGACAGUGACAUGUGUCCGCAGGUUAAUCAUAUCGUCGCUAAAGAUGGUACCGGAACGGAACCGAAUCAAAAACUGCAAGUUCUUGUGCAUAUGCUGCACAGUGUGAAAAACGACUUUCCGUUGCAUGAUAAGCUACCGUCGUCAAAAACAUCACUGUAUUCAUGCCUCAGAAAGUGUAUGCCCCUUAAACAGUACGCUCUGGACGAUGGAUAUUCGACGAUGUCCAGCGAGAUUCAUGCUGAUUCGCUGCCGUUGUUAUACUCUUCUUGGGCACAAGCCAGUUUUCUGCCCGACUCUCUAUCGACAACUGCUGCUGCAUGGAGGCGGCAGCUGACACUGCCGGUUGCUGGUUUGAGACUCACAAAAAGUUGCGAACACUUUGGUUUCGAACUAGAGUCAAACUUCCACAGUUUUGCCGGUGUUCGGUGCUUUUCCGAUUCAGCAUUGUGCCUUAGGAAGUUAUUUAGCAAUCGCGACCAUAUUACAGGACGCACACGUUUCCAUCGACGGUUAACGGCAAAUGGCGAACGCUGUUUCUUGGAACCCUUUCUUUUGCCGAAUUUCAAUAUGACCUGGCCAGAAGAUGGCGGCGAAGCUCUCUCUGAGUUUGCGGACAAUGAAGAGAAUGUGAAUUUUCACUUGCUGGAUUGCGACAGGUCUGACAGCUCCUCGAACGUCGACUGCGGUGGCAGGUAUGAUUUAGAUUCACUAGAUAUUGGCGAAUGUGAGCGGAUAAAGACGUCGCCACCAAAACGAUCGUCAGAAACGAAGCCUUCACGUCGCUCUGCCGUUAGCGAUAAAAUCCCGGCGACGCCUUUCGCGGCUGCAGCUUCGGCGGCGGACAUUGAUUCUUCGCUGAGCAGCCAUGAUGUCAGUUCAAAUCGUGAUUCCAAGAUGAGCGUUGUACGUUACAUUCCGCCUGGCAUUCGUCCUUCAGUGCUGCGUCACGACAUAUUUGGCCGGUUUGGAACCGAGGAAAAGGUGGCGCUGGCCAGUUUUGACUUUCUUAAUUACUACGACACGCUCUCUUGCUCGAGUGAGUCAAAGCUCAAAUGGCAAAACUGUGAGCAUCAUCGACCAAACGGCAAACGCCGUCGCACCCGCAGCUUGGACAACAGCUUGGCAACGCAGCUGGAUAAAAACUUGAAUGCGAACCUGUAUGAGAACCUUCCUUUUCACCUCCAUAGGAACCAGUUGGCUUCUUCCUCAAAGGCGACAGCGUCAUCUAGCAUGACAUCGUCCAACUCGCCGUUGUGCCGGUCGCGUUGGCGUAGUCACUGCAGCUCUGUCAGCAGCUUACGAUCGUCGCAUAGCUGCGGAUCUUCGUUGUUUCUGAGUGAUCUCUGCGCUGCUGAUCAGACUCUAAGUUCGUGCUCAUCGCUGAGCUUUCAGUUCUGA
Soboliphyme baturini is the source of this 2812-nucleotide messenger RNA. Lineage: Eukaryota; Metazoa; Nematoda; Enoplea; Dioctophymatida; Soboliphymatidae. The record is from the annotation of a GenBank genome assembly.